AAGUUUUAGCUUAAAGAGCUUAAUUCUUUUAACUCUAACUAGAAGCUGUUUUUAUUUGAAUGACGAUGAAUUAAAUUUUUCCCAUUUGAUUUCAGUUUUCUUCAUUGAUCUGACUGUUGAUGUGUUUAUUAGUGUUAUACAGUCUCUGAUCACCUGGACUUCUCUUUGGACAUUGAAUGUAACAUAACAUUAAUUUGAUUAUACUGACAAAAUGUAUAUAUAUCAAUUACCAGUGAUAAAUACUUUGCUCGAAAGAGUUUGUUAUACAAAUUUGAUGUCUAUCUGGAUGCUUCUUAUUUUAAAUAGCUUCGAUGGUCUGGAUAGUCUAUCCAGCGAUGAAAUUGAAAGCCACCUCGAAUUGGGGAAGCAAAUGGUAGCCAGAGGACAAUAUAGUGAUGCUUUGUCUCAUUAUCAUGCUGCUGUCGAGGCGGAUCCUAAAAAUUAUCUAACGUACUUCAAAAGAGCAACAGUAUAUCUGGCAUUGGGAAAGUCUAAACCAGCUCUUGAAGAUUUAAAUCAAGUCAUUCAAUUGAAGCCAGAUUUUCUAUCGGCGCGUUUGCAACGUGGAGGAGUUCUGAUGAAGCAAGGAUAUCUUGAUGAAGCUCACAUAGAUCUUGAAUGGGUUUUGCGUAAUGACCCUUAUAAUGAAGAAGCCACACGUUUGUAUACAUCUAUAGAACCAAUCAAACACGAUCUACAAACUGCUUACAUGUAUUAUGAUGACGGUGCAUGGCCUAUGGCAAUUGAUGUGAUAACAAAAUUAAUUCACGAAUUGCCAUGGGAUGUCAAAUUACGAGAAAUGAGAGCUACAUGUUUUGAAAAUGUUGCUGAUUAUUUCAACGCUAUCAGUGAUUUAAGGGCAGCUACUAAAUUAAAAGUAGACAACACUGAUGGCUACUUAAAGUUAAGUAAACUCCAUUAUGAAAUUGGGGAUGUUGAAGAAUCUCUGACAACCAUCAGGGAAUGUCUUAAACUUGAUCCAGAUCAUAAAAACUGUUGGGAACAUUAUAAAAAAGUCAAAAAGUUAGCUGGUCAUUUUAAAUCAAUGAACGAUUUCUCGCAAACUGAACAAUUUGCUGAAUGUGUUGAAAAGUCCAACGCAGCUCUUAAAGUUGAAUCAGGAGUAACGAAUAUUGUACAGUUAAUAAAGAAAAAAUCUUGUCAUUGCCUUACCAAGCUCGACAACCCUACAAAAGCCAUAGAAGUUUGUACUGAAGCUUUAGAACUUGAUCCAAAUGAUGCCGCUACUCUCUGUGAUAGAGCUGAUGCAUAUUUAAACAACGAUGAUUAUGAAAACGCUCAAUCGGACUAUGCGCGAGCCCGUGAAAUUGAACCAGAUCUUAAAAGAGCCCAAGAGGGUUUGAAAGCUGUUAAAGGCCGCCAACGACAAGCAAGAGACUAUUAUAAAAUUCUUGGAGUCAGAAGGAAUGCGAACAAGAAAGAUAUAUUGAAAGCUUAUCGUAAAUUAGCCCAAAAAUGGCAUCCUGAUAAUUUCCAAGGAGACGAGAAAAAAUCUGCGGAAAAGAAAUUUAUUGAUAUAGCUUCGGCCAAAGAAGUUCUUACUGAUCCAGAAAAGAGACGAAAAUUUGAUGCAGGUGAAGAUCCAUUAGACCCAGAAUCGCAAGCCAAUCAAGGAUUCAAUGGCUUUAAUCCUUUCCAUUUCCAAAAUUUCGGUGGAAAAUAUACUUUCACUUUCGGUUAAAUUAUCGAUUUAAUAACUCGGAAAACUGUUUCUACCUUGAUUAUUGUUGGAUUGAUAAACUAUAACUGCGAUUUUGUGCAAUUUUAACCCAAAUUCAGUCCAAUGAUUAUCAAAAUAGAAAAGUGAACUUUUGUAUUUUGAUGUCCUCUCAGUGAUCUUUAAAUCUUGUAAGAUGUGUAAAUACAUAUUUAACUUAAUAAAUUAAGCUUUAUUCUGUUUGCAA
Tetranychus urticae (two-spotted spider mite) is the source of this 1925-nucleotide messenger RNA. RefSeq names its product dnaJ homolog subfamily C member P58IPK (gene P58IPK). Gene Ontology annotation, molecular function: misfolded protein binding; protein-folding chaperone binding. The record is from RefSeq and is a predicted model, not a curated record. Lineage: Eukaryota; Metazoa; Arthropoda; Arachnida; Trombidiformes; Tetranychidae. Gene Ontology annotation, cellular component: endoplasmic reticulum. Gene Ontology annotation, biological process: protein folding in endoplasmic reticulum.